Molecule: messenger RNA, 1873 nt
Organism: Durio zibethinus
Lineage: Eukaryota; Viridiplantae; Streptophyta; Magnoliopsida; Malvales; Malvaceae
Cellular component (GO): membrane; cytoplasm
Source: RefSeq, a predicted model, not a curated record
UUUUUCUUGUGUUUUCACAAAUUUUUCUCCAAUUCCAUGCUUCACUUUUCCUAAAAAGCCCAGAAAGUAAAAGAGGAUAGAGACAGAAAGUUUAGAGGCUGGCCUUGGCCUAAAUCUUUGCUUCAAAGCAGAAAAAGAGGGGAAAGAGAUCCCAAAUAAAUACAAGGGGAGGGACAUUAGUGCAGAAUAAGGAGUUGGGUUUGAACUUACCAGGUUGGCGUAACAUAUAACUAAAAGACGCGUGGCUAGCAGGGAGAGGGAGAAGAGUGUUUGAUUCAAGAAAACGACUGGCUCAGCUAAACUCCUAAAGAGGCUUCCAAUUUGAUUUGGUAGCAGCCAUCACAUGUCAAACACGGAAGCGGACCACGAGGUUUUACCCGUACUCGCUGCCCUAUUAAUCCAUUAUUAAUAAUAAUUAUUUUUCAAAACUUUUAAAUGACCUACUGCUACAUAAGCGGGUAUAACUUUAUUUAGUAAUCGCGAAAAGAGCCUGAAAAACAAACAAAGGCUCAAAUUUCUCACCUCCGCUCGUUUAUAUCAUGCAAAAAGAACAUACCCAAAAUUAAUUUUCAAAGCUUUUAAAUGACCUACUGCUACAUAAGCGACCAUAACUUCACGAAAAGAGCCUAAAAAAACAAAACACCCACAAGUUUCCCACUUUCGCCUGUUUAUAACAUGUGAAAAGAACACGCCCAAAAUUAUUUUCCAUUUGUCUUCAAAACCUCCCAAGAGCCUCUAAAUAUAAAAGCUUUAACUUAGCAUUCAAAAAGAAAAAAUAAAACCCCAAGAAAGAAAAAAAUGAGCGGUACUUUGCGUAGAAAAGCAGACAUCGCUCGUCUGUUACACAAGCAACCAUUCACCGACUUCACUGACCCAAUCCACCCCUUUCGGAAUCAAACACAGAAACAAACCAGACAGUAUUUUCGGUUCUCAAAUGUUCUAAGAAAAGUGAGAGAAUAUGAGAUCUCCUCUUCUCUUUUUUAUUCUUCUUCUUCAUCUCCUUCUUCGACGGGGAAGUUUGGGUUUGUUACCUGGUAUUUAGGAAUGGUGACUUCAUGCCCCGUUUUAACAAAAAGCAUUACUUGCUCGCUUAUCAAUACAGCUGCUGAUUUGUCUUCUCAGACAAUUUCGAAGCCAUCUUCGGAACCUUAUGAUUUUGUGAGGACGUUACGUAUGGCUGGAUAUGGGAUGUUAAUAUUAGGACCAUCAGUGCAUUUUUGGUUCAACUUAAUGUCAAAACUCUUCCCAAAGAGGGAUUUGAUCACUACUUUUAAGAAAAUGGCCAUGGGUCAGCUACUUUUUGGGCCUGCCAUGACUGUUGUUUUCUUCUCCUCGAAUGCACGUCUAAAAGGUGAAAGUGGUGAAGAAAUUGUUGCCAGAUUAAAGCGUGACUUGCUCCCUACAAUGUUAAAUGGUGUCAUGUACUGGCCCUUUUGUGAUUUUAUCACCUUCAGAUUCAUUCCAGUUCAUUUGCAGCCGCUGGUGAGCAAUUCAUUCUCGUAUUUAUGGACUGUCUAUGUGACAUACAUGGCAAGUCUAGAGAAACCAGCCACAAUUACCAGCUGAUUGAUCUGCUGCUAUCACUUCCCUUGUGUACGAGAUCCGACUUUCUACAACAGAUAGAAGAUCCCAAAAAAAUUAUGCGCUCACUGGAAUCUAGUCCUAAUAUAAUAGUGCAAGCAUGCUUAAAGCGAAAUUUACAGGGAUGACUUAUCUCGUUUUAGUUGUGAAUUUUCGUCCCUCCCCUUCUUCCACCUUAAAUAUUGUAAUUUUAGAAUUUGAUGCAAAAAUCUAGUGAUAGAAAGGAUAUUGAAGCACUUUGUAAAGACACUAUUCGCUGUUAUAAACUCUGAAGAGUAUUAUUCUAUGAAAU